This is a messenger RNA of Symbiodinium sp. CCMP2592, 300 nucleotides long. The record is from the annotation of a GenBank genome assembly. Lineage: Eukaryota; Dinophyceae; Suessiales; Symbiodiniaceae.
AUGCUGAUGCGGAUAGUGUUGAGAUUCCUUUGCGCAUGCUAUGUGCCUUGCAGAAAGAAGGCCACUGAAGCAUCGUGCUCGCGCGAUUGUGCAGUUUCCGCAACGGUGAGCACUUUGGAGGCUUCAGUUCAGACCGAGACGUCGUUCAACCACACGAAGUUCGGCGACAUCAUUGCCGUCCUUAACGGCUGCUUCAAUCACGUCGUCUUGGUCAGUGGACCGGCUACUUUGGUGCCGACGUUUGUCACGCGACACGAGGAUCUUCCCGAAGAUUACGAGAUUACGAAGAUGCUGAACUAG